This is a messenger RNA of Zingiber officinale, 549 nucleotides long. RefSeq lists its product as uncharacterized. Bases 56 to 379 code for a protein of 107 amino acids. The record is from RefSeq and is a predicted model, not a curated record. NCBI's taxonomy places the organism in Eukaryota, Viridiplantae, Streptophyta, Magnoliopsida, Zingiberales, Zingiberaceae. The transcript has a single exon.
AAAGGAAAUAAAACAAAGAGACAAAAAAAAACAGAAGAAGAAGAAGAAGGAGAAGAUGGCGGAGUUGCAGAGAUCCGCCGUAACUUUCCGGCGGUCGGGCUCGUCGGGGCUGGUGUGGGGCGAGCGGUUCCUUUCCGACGACGAGGCCUGCGGCGGCGGCGUCUGCGAGCUGAGACGGUCGCAGUCCGUCGGAUCCACCCCCGAUCGCCGUAGCCGCGGCGAAGGCGGCAGCGGCGAAGGGCGCAGGCAGGCGUUCCGCGCCGCCGAGGUACCUCCGGCCGCCGACCCGCCGUCGCCGGACGUCCGCGGAUGCGACAUGCUCUGCGGGAUCUUCGGCACGGCCAGGCACGGCCGCCGAUCGAAGCCGAGGCGGCGCUGAAUUGGGGGGAACAGUGCGUUCUGCGCGAGUAUGUAUAAAAUUCUGGACCAAAUCCAUAAAAUUCAAGCUUUUGCUGAUUUUUAAUUCUUCUUGGACCGAUUUGCAAAAUGUGUGGUCGGCGAGAAAUAAAUUAGAUAAAUAAAUCUUUUUCUCCCUUUUUUUUUUUUGAA